This is a messenger RNA of Enterobius vermicularis (human pinworm), 1038 nucleotides long. NCBI's taxonomy places the organism in Eukaryota, Metazoa, Nematoda, Chromadorea, Rhabditida, Oxyuridae. The record is from the annotation of a GenBank genome assembly.
AUGCCUGUUGGUGAGUCAGUUCUGAUACGGGAACGGCCAGCGCUUCGGUUGGAUUCCCGUUUGGUCUGUAAAUAUGAGGUUUUGUCCAUAAUUGGUAAAGGUUCCUUCUCACAAGUGCUACGUGUUCAACAUCGCCUCACCAAACAGUAUUAUGCGGUCAAAUUGGUCUCCUCAGAUUGCGGUGCUGUAAACAACGAAUUGUCCAUAUUGAGCCGGGUAUCACAUCCCUAUGUCAUUCGUCUUGAAGAGGUUUUCAAGUCAUCUUCAAAAUUAUUCAUUGUCAUGGAGUUGGCUAGUGGAGGUGAAAUGUAUGAUCGGGUAGUUGAGAAAAGCCGAUAUUCAGAGGCCGAAGCGCGACAGGCUUUACGUAUGCUUCUCAACGGAUUAGCAUAUUUGCACGGUAUUCGAAUAACACAUCGUGACUUAAAACCUGAAAAUUUACUGUAUAGUGAUACGAGGCCAGAUGCACGGCUGUUGAUCACAGAUUUUGGUUUGGCUCAUCAGACGCGUUCUGCGGAAGAGAGGAUGACCGAAACAUGUGGCACACCAGAAUAUAUAGCUCCUGAGGUUCUUUUACGUAUGGCCUACACUGAAAAAGUGGACAUGUGGGCAGUCGGUGUGAUAGCUUAUAUACUUAUGUCUGGAAUUAUGCCGUUUGAUGAUGAUUGCCGUUCUCGUCUGUACACUCAUAUUAUUACUGCUAAUUACGUAUAUUAUCCACAGUUUUGGUCUGGCUCUGAGCUAGCGAAACAGUUUGUAGACAGCCUUCUGGAAACAAAUGCAGACGCUAGGUUGAGUGCAGCAGAAGCAUUGAAGCAUGAAUGGAUUUUGGGAGAAAAAGCACAUUUGAAUGUCACAAUAAAAGCUCGACCACGGAUUAAACUGAUCUUGCAGACAAAAUCAACACGUUCAAUUCGAAGUGUUACCAGAUCUGAUCAUGGGCAUCGAGUGGAUCCACGAGAAGUUGAUCAGCUGUCCGGAGAUCUGCAACGAUUAGCACGAUCACAGCAGACUACGAAACAUUAUGGAAUUAUCUAA